UAUGUUAGUGUUUGAGAAACAUUGCAAUAUCGAUAUUAUCCGUAACUCCUCUCAGUUUACAUAUAAAAAACACCGAAACCUCUCCUCUUAUCUCAUCACCAGGCUCUCUUCUUCUCCACUUCUCCCCUCCGCAAUUCUUGGCAUCAACAUCAAAACAACAAUCCCAACAUCUUCACGAGUCAGAUUUCAUCCAACUCUUGCGGCCACAACAACAACAACAGCAGCAGCAGCUUAUUCAUACGCUUUUAACGAAUCUACAAGGUCAAUCACCACCACGACCACAUAUCUGAGUCCUCAUCCCAUGGCAUCAUGCGCCUCACUUUACCAGAUUCUCGGAAUACCCAUUGGAGCAUCUAAUCACGAGAUUAAGACAGCAUAUCGACGAUUAGCCAGGACUUGCCAUCCCGACGUUGCAGCAAUUGAUUGUAAGGAUUCGUCGGCGGACGCCUUCAUCAAGAUUCAUGCUGCUUAUUGCACUCUCUCGGAUCCUAAAAAACGUGCUGUCUAUGAUCAGAAACUUUUCCGAAGAAACAGACCGUUGACCACUGUUUCAGGACUUUCAGGAUAUUCUGGCCGGAACUGGGAGACUGACCAGUGUUGGUAGAGAGUUGACUGGCCCAAUUAAGGUGCUACUAACCUGGGUCGAAUUUGGUUAAGGUAUGAAAUAUCUAGCGUAGAGUUAGAAGACGCAAGUUCGACUCCAUACUUGGUGCAUAUAGUAGCUCCUUGUGAUAUGCUUGAAUUGAAGUGGAAGAUUAUGACUAUGGGUUGCUGGGUUAGUGUCUCCAGGAUUUACCAACAUAUACUAGCUCCUUUUGAUGUGCUUUUAUUGAAGUGAGAUGUUAUGAUGGUGGGUUGCAGGGUUAGUGUCUCCAAGAUUUACCGGCAUACAGUAGCUUCUUCUGAUAUGCUUGUAUUGAGGUGGGAGACUAUGACUGUGGGUUGUUGGGUUAGUGUCUGUAGGAUUUCUCUGCAUAUACUAGUUCCUUGUCUUAUGUUUGUAUUAAAGUAGGAGGCUAUGACUGUGGGUUGUUAGGUUAGUCUCUCCAGGAUUUACUGACAUAUACUAGUUUCUUCUGAUAUGCUUGGGUUAUUGUCUUCUGGAUUUACUGGCUUCAUGGCCAGGCCAUAAGAGGAUUCCUAGUAAAAAAAAAAUUAUUGCAGAUUUA
Molecule: messenger RNA, 1169 nt
Organism: Mangifera indica (mango)
Lineage: Eukaryota; Viridiplantae; Streptophyta; Magnoliopsida; Sapindales; Anacardiaceae
Product: chaperone protein dnaJ 11, chloroplastic
Exons: 1
Coding region: 2-604 (200 amino acids)
Source: RefSeq, a predicted model, not a curated record